This is a messenger RNA of Phanerochaete carnosa HHB-10118-sp, 862 nucleotides long. RefSeq lists its product as uncharacterized. NCBI's taxonomy places the organism in Eukaryota, Fungi, Basidiomycota, Agaricomycetes, Polyporales, Phanerochaetaceae. Gene Ontology annotation, molecular function: GTP binding; GTPase activity. The transcript has 7 exons. The coding region runs from base 21 to 635 and encodes 204 amino acids. The record is from RefSeq and is a predicted model, not a curated record.
CGACCCCAAACGCCCUCAGCAUGCACACCAGCGAGUACGACUACCUCUUCAAGCUCCUCCUCAUCGGUGACUCGGGUGUCGGCAAGUCAUGUCUCCUCCUCCGGUUCGCUGACGACACCUACACCGAGAGCUACAUUAGCACCAUCGGCGUCGACUUCAAGAUUCGCACCAUCGAGCUCGAGGGCAAGACGGUGAAGCUCCAGAUCUGGGACACUGCAGGCCAGGAACGUUUCCGCACCAUCACUUCGUCGUACUACCGGGGAGCGCACGGCAUCAUCGUCGUUUAUGAUGUGACCGACAAUGACACUUUCACGAACGUCAAGCAGUGGCUGCAGGAGAUUGACCGCUACGCCUCCGAGGGCGUGAACAAGCUGCUCGUCGGCAACAAGUCUGAUCUGACCAGCAAGAAGGUCGUGGAAUACGGCGUGGCGAAGGAAUUCGCCGACCAGCUGUCGAUCCCCUUCCUCGAGACGUCUGCGAAGAACGCGACGAACGUCGAGCAGGCCUUCUUGACAAUGGCCAAGCAGAUCAAGGACCGCAUGGGAUCCACCUCGACAACCUCGGGCACGGGCAAGUCGACCACCAUCACCCCUGGCCAGACCGUACAGCAGAACCAGUCCAGCGGAUGCUGCUGAGCUGUAGCGUAAUGAUCCAGUAUGGUACCUCGAGUUUGCCCGCUUGGUGGCCAGGACUGCGCGUCCGUGCAUGUGAGUGUGACGGUGCGGGGUGCUUGCUUUCCGUUUAAUCUAUGCACACAGCCCGUCUUCAAUUGUUCGGACGGUUUCCUUUCCGUAUGAAUCUUGUCAUCUGGUUUGUUUCCCGCUCUCUGCGUAAUACAUCGCUCCGCAUAUUUCGCUUUAGC